AGUGCAUAUAUUAUUCAUUACAUGGUUAAUGUUUUCGCGAAACAUAUCACUUCAUUACUUUGGGCCCGUUACAAAGGUCUUGGCGAGGGCUCUUGCUACAGAUAUCUUCAGUGAUCGAAGAGGAAUUCAAUGUUUCAAAUAUUGAUACAAAUUACUCCUAAAAGCGAUCAUUUAAAUUUUAAAACCGUCCCCCCCUCUACACACACAGAGCGGAAUAGUUUCGCACAUGCUCCAGAACGAUGCUUCACAUGCCAUAGUAAACACGCCAGUUAGUCAUAGUCAGAAAGCAUUUAAAUGGCUACUAGGGUGUUGCCAUAAUAAAAAGCACUUUGCUCAGCAGGCCGGGCGAUAGGAUGGUACGGGUAUACCACAUAGAGUACGAGGGUGGGAAUCAAAUUUCGUAGUCAUUUCAUGUUUGUUGGCGCUUAGUCAAUCGGCGACUGAUGGAGCUGGGCGGGGCGGGAUACACACCGUCGUUCUGCUGGUAUGCUUGUUCCAAUCCAAUAAACUAGCCUCACUCCUCCUCUCUCUCUCUCUCUCUCUCUCUCUCUCAGUCCAGUUAUAGUAAUUCUCUCUAUUGAAUUGAUAUGUACGGUAGGACAUGCUCCUUAGAAACGGAAUUGUUUGAGCCUACUGUGUUCGUGCCCAUCGGAUACGCCAUGAUGAUCAUGGUUGCCCAUUAGCUAUUGUAGGAAGGAGGACCUCAGAGAACAACGCAGUAGUAGUGCAUUCGAUGAUGGUAUUUGUGUUUAAAGGUAUUUUAUGCGCUCCAUAAAAAAAAACUUCACCAAAAACAUCGCUAGUUCAAAUCCCAAAGGGGGCCGGUAAUGUCACGGUUGUUGUUAUCCCCUCCUGGCUGGUUGGGCGUUGCUAGCAGAUGGUUUAGUUUACAGUGAACCGUUUGUGAAGCAUGAUGCAUACGAUUGUGUAGGAUAAGUUUUUCAUCUUUCUCGUUAAAAAAAAAAACAGACAGCUUAGCAACAUGAAACCGGUAACAACUGUUCAGUGGAAAGUCUCAAACGAAAAAAAAAACAGAACAAAGUGAAUAAGGUUUAAACCACCACUGAAACACGCCGGAGAACGGAUUACGAACUACGAAGUGUACUAAUAAGCUGCCGAAGAAAUGCAACAGUUGUGUUGCUGUCUGACCAGCCGUACGGAUAAAGUAUCGCCCGGCGAAUCGUUUGACCAUUCUAAAUCACCUUCACCGAGCAGCAGCCAUGAGUCGGGUAAUGGCUUCCAGUCGGAACGCCACUGUACGGAUAUACUGUUCAUUGCCAUUAAGGCUGCCUUCAUACUGAUUCUGCUGGUACUCAUUAUCUACUGUAUGGUGUUUGGAGAUAUCUAUCGCAUAAUAAAUGGCUACGAUGACUGCGCCAACGUUUGCGGCCGUGACAACAAGCCGGACCAGAAUCUUCCGUGCAAGGGCGCGGACAGGACCGGCGAACCGUUUUUGCUGGUCGAAGGAUCCGGCGUGACCGAAAGCGAUCUGCACCGGAUGUGCGUGGCGAGCUGUGACGAUGUCGAAGGCUUCAAACCGUUCCUCAACCGCUGCGUGCGGAAGAACAAUCCAACGGAGGAGGUGAUCACCCGGACCGGGCUGAAAAACUUUUUCCAGGAAGUGUCGGAAGAUCUGGAAGCGUGCCAUCGGGAGAUGCUUUGGCUGGCGGUCAUAUCGUUCGUCUGCUCGCUGCUAACACUGCUGCUGCUGCGCGUGAUACCGGGUGUGAUCGUGUGGUUGGUACUGUUGGCGGUCGUGCUGGCCUGUACCGCCGGCACCAUCUGGCUGUGGUUGCGCUGGAAAUACGAAACGGAACAACUGUCUGCGGUGGCUGCCGAAUCGGCCCGGAUGCGGAUAAACAGCUGGCUGUACUAUGCGAUAGCGGCCACCGUUCUAACGCUGAUCGUCUAUCUGGUCAUACUGGUGAUGCGCAAACGGAUUAGGCUGGUCGUGCAGCUGUUCAAGGAGGCGGGCAAAGCGAUCGCCAGUAUGCCGCUGCUGUUGGCAGAACCCAUCCUGACGUUCGCCACGAUCGCGGCAGUCAUUGUGCUGUACGUGUACUUUACCGUGUGGAUCGAAAGCGCCGGCAUGCUGGUGGUGGAAAGCAACAGUAGCGCCAAGUACGUGAAGGACUCGACGAUGCUGCUCACCCGCUGGUACAACCUGCUCGCAUUCCUGUGGUUCUGCCAGUUCAUCAUCGGCUGCCAGCAUAUGGUGAUAGCGGGUGCGGUCGCCGGUUGGUUUUUCACACGCAACAAAGCCAACCUGAGCAAUCCGAUCGGACGCAGCUAUUGCAACCUGCUGCGCUAUCAUCUCGGUACCGUCGCCCUAGGUUCGUUCGUGAUUGCGCUGGUACAGUUCCUGAGAACGAUGCUGAAGCUGCUGAUGCAUUCGGUGCGCAACCCGCAGAACCGCAUCACCAGCUUCCUGUUCGACUGUUGCCAGUGUUGCUUGCAGUGCUUCGAACGCUUCCUGCAGUACCUGACCCGCAACGCCUACAUCCUGACGGCGAUGCAUGGCGACCCAUUCUGCCAGGCGGGCAGGAACGCGUUCCGGCUGCUAACCAGCAAUGCGCUGCGCGUCUUCGCCAUCAACUCGGUCGGCGAUUUCGUGCUGGCGCUCGCGAAAGUGUUUGUCGUUGUCGCGACCGGUCUGAUCGGGAUGGAGCUGAUACAGAGGAAGGCCGGCCUGCACCAUCCGUACGUGCCGCUGAUAUUGGUCGGCAUCUUUGCCUACCUGGUGGCGCACUGCUUUAUGACCGUGUAUGAGAUGACGGUCGAUACCAUCUUCCUGUGCUUCUGCGAGGACUGUGAAAGCAACGACGGCAUAUCGCGCCCCUACUACAUGUCCCGCGGACUGAUGGAGUUUGUGCAGAACUCGAAAAAGGCGCUCGCUGUCGGUGAGAAAGGCGGCUCCGGCCGGGCCAAACAACCGAUGCACGACGGGAAAGCCUGGAUGGCGGCCACCAAAUCCAACGGUUCGCCCGGUGGAACCGCUCCACAACGAGCUACGGCCAUUUCCGAGACAGUAGACUGAUUGCUUGAGGGUAAGAGAAUGAUUGGAGCUUUCACUGGUGCUUUUCGGGAGGUUGAUAUUUUAACCACAGAAUCACUGCGGCGUGGUUGAGUGGUCGUCGCUUUUGCUUUUUCAAAACCAUGCACCCACACACACACAUUACUUUUUUUUCAACUCACUCAUGCACGUUUUGAAGGAACUGAACUGAGUUUUUUAACAGCAUUAUAUAAGGUUUAAGUGAAUAAAGCAACGAGUGGCAAUGUAAAUGAGA
Molecule: messenger RNA, 3287 nt
Organism: Anopheles stephensi (Asian malaria mosquito)
Lineage: Eukaryota; Metazoa; Arthropoda; Insecta; Diptera; Culicidae
Product: choline transporter-like protein 1
Exons: 8
Coding region: 1124-3037 (637 amino acids)
Biological process (GO): transmembrane transport
Cellular component (GO): membrane
Molecular function (GO): transmembrane transporter activity
Source: RefSeq, a predicted model, not a curated record